AUGGCCGCAUCAAAACCUAGCAUCCGCGCUCUCUGCGCUCUUGCUGCGGGUCCCCGCCUUCUCGGACCCCGACUAACUGUCCGACAUUUGUCCAUGACUGGCCCGACAUCGUCCUCGUCUCUCCUAACCACCGACAAGCCCUACGUGUCAAAUCGCCCUCGCGGUCCCAUCCGCCUCUCCGGCGAGCACGCCACCCCCGUGGCGGAGCUGGCCGAGACUGGCAAUGUCCGCCGUUUCAACACGUCGAGGAGUAGCAAGUUUGUCGGUGACUCGAGCACCCUGGACUUUGCCUACCUCCCCGACUUUGACCCUCACACCCGAAGCGCCCCUCUCGGCAUGCGUGUCCCCAUCUUGCCGUGGGCUGACGUCCAAGGCCACUCUGACAGCGAGGGUGUGGUCCCCAUGAUGCCAACAAUCUACACCGUCUCGGCUGAGGGGUCACAUAUCCACUCACCCUCGGCCGUGUCAGAGACUAUCGACAGCACCCCCUUCACCUAUCAGGGCCUUGCCAACAAGCCCACUGCCCCUCGACAGGGGGGCGAGAGCAUGGCCCGCCAGAUUUGGAAUGAUUUCAUGGAAGAUGUCAUGGGUCCUAAGCGUGGUUCCAAGCAUUAG
This is a messenger RNA of Exserohilum turcica Et28A, 615 nucleotides long. RefSeq lists its product as uncharacterized. The coding region runs from base 1 to 615 and encodes 204 amino acids. The transcript is spliced from 2 exons. NCBI's taxonomy places the organism in Eukaryota, Fungi, Ascomycota, Dothideomycetes, Pleosporales, Pleosporaceae. The record is from RefSeq and is a predicted model, not a curated record.